AUGCAACGAUCACAGUCGAUCGAAAGUAUCACUUCAGUAACAUCAUCAUGCCGAGGUGGCGAAAAAAAGCCCUCACCAACACAUAUGAUUAUUCAGCGUGAAGCUGAUACAAAAAUUAUGUUAUUGCCGGUAACACAUUUGGUUAAUAGUUCUGUUACUCGUAUUAAAAUUAAUAAUACAGCAACGUUCAAAAGUGAUAUUAAUAGUAGGAAGCAACAUCGUGGGGAAAUUGUACAGUUGGGUGAAUAUUCAACAACAAUUCAUAUUUUUGCAAUAUUCUUGUUGCAUAUAGGGACCAAGGAAGUAUGUCAGGAACAAUUUCAAGUUUUUGAAACUACAGCUGAUGCUGAUCAAAAAAAUACACAUGAUGAUGGCAUUGAUGAUAUAAACGAAAAUGAAAAAUAUGAGAAAAGAAAAGAACGUCCUAUAAAUGGAUCGAGUAGCAAUGAAGAUGAAGAAUUUCGUAAUACAUCCAAUGAUUCGUUAAAUAUCAAUAUUUCAUCAACAAAAUCUAUUCGUAAUUCUACAACAACUAUGUCUAAAACAAAAGAUUCGUCCUCGAAUAGAUCUAUCAAGGAACAUGAAGCUGAACCACAAAAGGCUUCCAAAAGUCAAAUAAUCAUUAAUCCUCGACCUGAAAAUCCGGAAAAUCUUGAAAACGAAACCACAUUGAUAAAUUUUUCCAAUUUAGCUAUACCCGAUGCUGCGGGGCUCCAAUGGUUUAUCAAUAUGGAAAAGUACUUUUCGAACAAGGCACCUGGUACAAACAUUGCGAAUUAUGCCAAAGCUUUGGGCAUAAAAGAUCCACGAGAUCUUGUUGCUUGCAUUGAAGAUACAACAUCCAACACUGCUCGACAAGUGGUUCGAUGUUUAUAUUCAUCGGACAAAUUGUUGACUAUGACGGGACCGGAAGUACCAGAAGAUCGACGAUUAAUAAUUCGAGAAUUUGCUGAAUCUCAAAAAGGUCCAAUAUCAAAUCAUAAAUUUAAUGAAGCUAUUAAUGGUGUCUUCCGAUCUAAAAAAUGCGAACUCAAAACAAAAAUGCAGCAACACAAUGAAUUAAUGACAUCAGGAGAUAACAAAAGCAUCGACAAGCAAAUCAAUUGUCGAGACAAGGGGCAGAGAAGUUUAAAACAAAUGAUGAAUAAAAAUCAACAUUCAAAACCAAAUGAAGAAAAUUAUGAUUCUGAAGAAGAUCCAGAAGUCAAUGAAUGA
This is a messenger RNA of Rotaria sp. Silwood2, 1215 nucleotides long. Lineage: Eukaryota; Metazoa; Rotifera; Eurotatoria; Philodinida; Philodinidae. The record is from the annotation of a GenBank genome assembly.